Messenger RNA from Tribolium castaneum (red flour beetle), 2759 nucleotides. RefSeq names its product Sarcoglycan beta (gene Scgbeta). Bases 122 to 1096 code for a protein of 324 amino acids. Gene Ontology annotation, biological process: muscle organ development. Gene Ontology annotation, cellular component: sarcolemma; sarcoglycan complex. The transcript has 2 exons. NCBI's taxonomy places the organism in Eukaryota, Metazoa, Arthropoda, Insecta, Coleoptera, Tenebrionidae. The record is from RefSeq and is a predicted model, not a curated record.
GUGCCACUGCAAUAAAUAAAAUUCGUUAGAGGCGCCACUGUCGAUAUAGGACAGAACGCCUGGCACAUGCGUCGCGACGUCUCCAGCACUCUCGAUCGAGCGUCGGCUAUCCACAAACAACAUGACUACGUCCCCAACGUCUGAUGUAUUCUCAGACGAAGUCGACUCAAUCUCAAUCCGCGACAAAGCCCUCCUCAAACGUUCUGUCUCAAAACACCACAACAACAACUUCAAAGCGGGCUACGUCCCAGUUCACGAGCAACACCUCACAAAAACGGGUCUCAGAGGCCGCAAAACGUUCGCAUUUUGGACUCUAGUCGCCUUACUUUUCAUCCUAGCGGUCGGUAAUUUGCUACUUACCGUCACGAUUUUAGGGGUUUUGAGACUGGGCCAAGGGAUGGAAAGCAUCGAGUUGGUCCCCGACGAAUACGCGGUGAAAUUCUUCGGAGUCACGGAUUUGGGACACAUGUAUAAACGCGAUGGUAAAAUUGAGGGUUUCAAAGACGAACCGGUGGCAAUCACAAGUGAGGAAAGUGCCGUUUUAUUGAACAUCAUGUCUUUGCGAAACGGCCGACCCAGCAACCAGAUGCGUGUCACCAAGAACGGGACCAGUUUCUGGGGGUUUGACUCGUUUCAUGUGAGAAAUAAACAAGGGGCGGUCUUGUUUAGCACAGACAGCCCGAAUUUCCAUGCACUGCGAGGGGCCAACGAUUUUGACGCGAAAAUUGUUUUCACUAAUCGCAUUGCGAGUCCUGUGCAUAGUAAACUCAAAGUGGAAGGUCGCGUGUUGACCUUUAAAGGUUCAGAAGGGACGAGAAUGGAUGGGAAGGAUAUUUUCUGGAGCGCCGAUCAAGACAUUUAUUUGAAAACAAAUAACGGAUCGAUUGUUCUCAGCGGAAGCGAUGGGACGCUUAUCGAUGUCAGGCGGAUCCCGAUUGCGACAGUCAAGAAUAAUAAUUACGUUACUUCUCAGUAUAAAGUCUGCGUUUGCAUGCCUGAAGGGAAACUGUUCAGGAUUCCGGUGCCCAGUGGACCAAAUCCGAGGGUUUUCUGCCACCACAUCAACACCCAACCCCCGCAUAAUCCAUGCAUGUAAUUGUAGCAAUUUAUAAUACAUCGUUAUCAGUGUUGCCAGUCACGAAAUAAAUACGCCAGUUUUUAAAAAACUACUAAUUAUGUCAAUAAAUGCGUCUCUGGAUGUGAAAAAAGAAAACAAUGUAAUUUUCAAGUCAAUAAUGACAAGUUUUUCGAUUGUUUUUUCGAAAUAUUACAUAAAAAACAUAUUGAAUGGUCUGCGAAAGGCUAAAAUAACAAAUUUUCAAUCGACUGUUCUGUUUUUUCGGCAUAAUACUAACAUCAUUUCCAUUUGGUUUUGUGAUCCUUAGGCAUGUUUUGAAAGUUCUUGUAAAAUACAUGAGCUUCUAGUUUAAAAUGACCUAAACUGAGGCAAGAAAUGCUUGAAUAACUCCAAUUUUCGUCUUUGCUGUUUCUGUAGACAAUUUUUACCAUUUUUGUUAAAAAAAAACAAAUUUUCCUAUUUUUUCCAACAAAAUUUUGCGAAAUAAUUAGAUUGUUAGCUUUAAAGCGUAAUAAACAAAAAAUUUAAAAUUACAUAAUUUUCUCACGAAUUUCGUGAAUUUUCGGUUUAUUUCAACGAAAUCUUACACAAAUCAUUGGAUAAUCACCGGCCAAUGCAAUACGAACUGUAAAGAGACCUCUGUAAAGAGAGUGUUCCAUUUGCGAAUAUCGACUGAUAAUAUAACUUUAUUUGGAAUUUUGCUACUUUUUCUUAAAAUUUGAACUUGUUUCUAUUGAGAAAAGCAAAAGUAACACCGUUUAAUAAUUUAUUAUUUUCAAAAUUUAUGACGAAAUUGCACACACCCUGAUAUGGGGUAGUAUUUAUACAAUGUAGUAAAUGGUUCUACUUAUAAUAGUUAAGGAUAGAGUAAUUUAUAUUUCUUAGGAAGAAAGAGAUUGAACUGUAGUAAUUAGUUAUUUACCUAACAAGUUUGGAAAGUGCAAUUUCCCACAUGAGCACUUUGUUGCACGAGCACAUCGAGUGCUGCAUGAAGUGCGAAUGUGUGAAAUUGCUUUAUAAACAAGUUAGGUGCAAUAUUUUUUGUAACAAAUAUCUCAAAAAAGGAACUAAAAAUGUUUUUUUGAUAAUUUAGUUUUUUUUUGGUGAUGGGUUGGUAACUGGUCAAACAAUCAAAAAAUUGACAAGAACUGUCAUCGUAAAAAAAUAACCGUUUCCAUCUCAACAUUAGCAAUACCAACCUAGUAAAUAUUCCUAACCAUUGUUGCAAGUAAAAAACACCGCAGUGCGGGAAAGUUCGUUUCCCACACGCUGGAGAUAACCGGGAAAUAGCUAUCUAAAGGCUAUGAGUACAAAAAUAACUAUUGCUACAUUCUAUAAAUACUACCUAUUAUCCUUUAUAAAAUUUCACUAAACAGUUAUGGCUGCUAAAGAAAAUGAUAAAAAUUAACCAAAACAACAAAAUUUUCCACCAGAAUGUGUAAAAUACUUGCGUUUCCAAAAAAGUGUUAAUAAAUCACUGAAAAAUAUCUCUUGGUCUGAUCUGCUAUUUAAUAACUACUAAAAAAUCGAACUUUGUUCCUUAAAAAUGCAUUCUGAGAAAAACUGGAUUUUAAGAAAGGUUUUUUUAAGGCGUUUACAACUUUAUUUCUGGCAACAUUGUUGAUAAUAGACAAUAAUAGACUGUAUUUUAUUUACUUUCAAAUAAAUGUCUAGAUCAAGA